AUGGCUUCAACACAGAGCAGCGGCCUUCAACGGCGCCGCGCUGCUGGAGGCGCUUCCGCAUCCGCAGGGCCCAGCAAUCCCGCCGCUCGCAUCAAUGCCGACACUCCAUCGCACUCCCGCACUGCUUCACCUGUUCUCGGCGGUGCUUCGACACCCACCUCACCGCACCCUCCCACUGGCUUUCCCAAAUCCUCCUACGGAUCACGCUCAGCAAACGGCUCCGUCACAACCUACGACGAGUCGGUGGGGCAUAGAGUAGCGUACGACCCACGCGAUCUCACGGACGAGCGAGAGGUCGGGGAGAAUCCUCGCCUCACACUGAUGGAAGAGAUCCUGCUCCUGGGUCUCAAGGACAGGCAAGGCUACUUGUCCUUUUGGAACGACAACAUCUCGUACACCCUCCGCGGGUGCAUCCUCAUCGAGCUUGCCCUCCGACGCCGAAUUGCCAUCACCAAGGAUCCCAUGCGCAAGCGCUACGGUCUGUCCGAGCGGGUGGUCGAGGUGAUCGAUGGCAAGAUGACCGGCGAGGUUCUCCUCGAUGAAGCGCUCAAGAUGAUGAAGGCGAGCGACCGGAUGUCUGUCGCCCAAUGGGUGGAUCUCAUGAGCGGCGAGACGUGGAACGUCAUGAAGAUCGGCUACCAGCUCAAGCAGGUGCGCGAACGACUCGCAAAGGGGCUCGUCGACAAGGGCAUUCUGCGGACCGAGAAGCGCAACUUCUUGCUCUUCGACAUGGCCACGCAUCCGUUGAACGACACCAGCUGCAAAGAUGCGGUGCUGCGGCGCGUGCUCACGCUGCUCACGUCCAACUCGUCGAGUGUACAUGCGGACACGUUCUAUAAGGAGGACGCAGCGGGGGACGGAAGACCGGUGGCGUUGAGGGUCACACGAGCACUGUGCUUGCUCUGCUGCUCGUUUUCGGCCAAUGUGUUGGAGAAUGCGCUCAACCACCUUUCGUACGAGGCACACGAAUCGGCGUUUCAAAAGGCAGACGAUCUGUUGGAGGAGUUUGCGAAUUGGCCCAUGGCCCCCAGUUCUGGUUUGUCAGGUGGCGGAGUUGGGGGUGGACCGGGUGCAGGCGGUGUUGCGACGUCAUUCUCGUCUGGCGGGUCCAAGUCGAAGGCGAAUGGAGGGGCGAGGAUCGGCGAAGGGUCGAUGCUGGGAGAGAGGGCUUUUGACGAGGGGAACGUCGGUGCGUCAGUGCAGGAGCUCGCCAAAGCGUUGCAGAAGGAGAUGGACCAGGAGGGCGACACGUUCAUGUUUGAGUGCAUCGCUGCUGUUUUGAGCGUGCUCAGUCGAAUGGACUCGCUGUUGUAG
This is a messenger RNA of Kalmanozyma brasiliensis GHG001, 1314 nucleotides long. Its product is annotated as Golgi phosphoprotein 3. The transcript has a single exon. Gene Ontology annotation, molecular function: phosphatidylinositol-4-phosphate binding. Gene Ontology annotation, cellular component: cytosol; Golgi cisterna; trans-Golgi network. The record is from RefSeq and is a predicted model, not a curated record. Gene Ontology annotation, biological process: Golgi vesicle budding; retrograde vesicle-mediated transport, Golgi to endoplasmic reticulum; Golgi to plasma membrane protein transport. Lineage: Eukaryota; Fungi; Basidiomycota; Ustilaginomycetes; Ustilaginales. The coding region runs from base 1 to 1314 and encodes 437 amino acids.